Molecule: messenger RNA, 3459 nt
Organism: Xiphias gladius (swordfish)
Lineage: Eukaryota; Metazoa; Chordata; Actinopteri; Istiophoriformes; Xiphiidae
Gene: klf5b
Product: Kruppel-like factor 5b
Exons: 4
Coding region: 350-1687 (445 amino acids)
Biological process (GO): regulation of transcription by RNA polymerase II
Molecular function (GO): DNA-binding transcription factor activity, RNA polymerase II-specific; RNA polymerase II cis-regulatory region sequence-specific DNA binding
Source: RefSeq, a predicted model, not a curated record
AUUUAUGGACACGAACGCCUUCCUCAAUUGCCCCCUCUGUCCCCGCACGUUUGGUGUUAUUUCUGCUUAUGCCACAGCCAUUUUCACCUCAUCACACCGCCACAGUGUGCACCACACGAGGUGUAUCCCUUUCGCCCAGUUGUCCUGUUUAUUUUGUACAUGUUCAGCCCCGCCCUGCAGACGCGCCGAUACCACGCAGUUGCGUAAUUUGACAAGCCAGCGCAAAAUAGGGAGAAUGGACGUUUGACAGCCGCCGCUUUGCCUGUGCAGAUUGUUUCGAAACAAAAUAAUACCUAUGCUUAAUUUAUUUGUUAAAGAUUUCGGAUAGUUAGAUAGCACCUCCGCUUUUAUGGCCGCUGCCGUGAGGAAUAAUGUUUGGGUUGCUCCGGGGCAGGACGCGCAGUUUCUCCACAAAACCACCGCACCACUGACAGCCGACGGUCUGAGAGGUGAAGAUCAUGGACAAGUGCGCUGCAACACGAGGGACGCCAUCCCGGGAACUUCAUCUUUUCAUGAUUACAAUUUGGGUAAAUCAGAGAUGGACAGCUACCUGUCUCCGCACCCGCAGGACAUAGCAAAUUCCAAAAUGCUGUGCAGGGAUGGCGCUCUGAUGCUAGAGCCGCCCUUCACCGAGGACUUCGCCUCCCCUUACAGUGUCAACAUGAGCCUGCUCCUCCCUGACGUCACAUACCUGCACCCUGGUCUCUGCAGGGCUAUGAGACAGAUUAAAACAGAGUCGACACACUCCCUGAUGCACCCCACCUGUCAGGGCAGCGGAGUGCCACCAGCACUCCCAGGCGUUUUCAGCGCAGCUGACACAGCAAGUGGCAACUUUUUCAUCAAACAGGAAGUGCCGGAUUUCCAGGAUGUUCCCCUGUUUCAGCUUUUGAACUCUGAUUUGGAGCAGCUCGUUCAUGGAUCGCAGCUGAACUCCAUCCCCAUGGCCCCCUUAAGUCUUCCAAGUGGGAAUGUCCACGUAGGCCCAGUGCAGAAUUCUGCUAAACCCACAAGCAGUCCUCAGAGCGAAUGUUUUCAAUUCAAUCAACACUUAGGCCAUCAGCAAAGACCAACCUAUUUGCCACCUUCUCCGCCAAACUCUGAGCCCCCGAGUCCAGACAGGGGGAAGGAGCUCUUUCACAAUCUGUCCCCGCCACCCUCUUAUGAAGCCAGCAUCGCCUCCAAAUUAACUUUUCAGACCCGUAACCCCAUUGAUCCAGGACAGACUUCCAGUGUAGCACCAAUCCAAACUCCAGACCAAAAUUCCAGCGUUGGAUUGAUCAAAAGCCCAGGUGCUGGACCAGUCCAGCGUUCAAGCCUGACACCAGUUCCGACGACGCCGGGCGUUGGCCCGCUGUCCCCAGUGUUGGCCCAGUCAGCUCCGGUCAAAUACAAUCGAAGGAAUAACCCUGAUCUGGAGAGACGGCGGAUUCACCACUGUGAUGUCCCAGGAUGCAAGAAAGUAUACACCAAGUCUUCUCAUUUAAAAGCCCAUCUACGGACCCACACAGGAGAGAAGCCUUACCAGUGCUCCUGGGAGGGAUGUGAGUGGCGCUUCGCGCGUUCUGAUGAGCUGACCCGCCAUUUCAGGAAACACACUGGGGCGAAGCCUUUCCAGUGUGGAGUAUGUAACCGCUGUUUCUCCCGCUCUGACCACCUGGCCCUACACAUGAAGAGACACCAGCGCUAGAGACACACCUCCUGCAAAUCAAGUCAAUCUUUUCUGUUUUUUGUUUUUUUCAGUCAAUCUUUUUGUUUUUCGUGGACAAAGAACUAGCACUUACAUAUCAGCAAACAGACAAAUUAAAAACUGUGGGUUAUUCCACUCCCUUCCCAGUGGAGAUAUUCUUAGCAGUGGCCCACAUGUAAUUGUUUCUUUUAUUGUAAAAAGAUUAAAUAUUACUGUUGCCUUAUUUUAUUUCCAAAUUUGUGCCCCGGUAUUGGGGGGGGGCAUUUCCCAAGGUGUCAGUCAAAAGUCAUUAGGCAAUGUAAUGAUGGAAUAAUAUUUAAUCUUUUAUUUUCAUUUGAUUAUGUUGCUAAGUACAGGAACAACAUGUCAGGAAAUAUCAAUCUCUCAUUUUCAAGGUUUUCAGUGUACAGAUUAUAUCUAUAAUGUGUUAUAUGGGCAAUUGUUUGAUUAACUUAAUUAGCAAACUGCCAUACUGUAAGUGCUUAGGUAGAUCAAGUGUUGUUAUGAAGUGGGAGGUCAAAGGAUGUGUUGUUUUGGCCAGAGGGUAAAAGGACUGAGUGUGUGUAACAUUGAAAGUAACAUAUCGGUUAGUUCAAGUUGUACUUAGACAAGUUGUGGAUUUCAUAAAAGACACAGUAGGAAGACACGAAGAGAAAAUGAAUAUUGGGAUGAGUACUGUCUGCAAGCUGGUGAGCCAUGCGGUGAGCGCGGUGCUUACAGCUUGACUUCAACACUGCCAGAGUCAUUGGAUGCUUUGUGGCUGAGGAUAACUUUGCUUAAAGUAAAACGAAAUCUGUAUUGAUCUGAAAUGAAAGGAAGAAAAUGGUUAUGGGAUGUGAGGAUUUUAAUCAUAUUCCUUUGGACUGCAUUGUGAAAGUUGUUAUGAUAGACAAGUUGACACUCGUUCAUCUUAAUUUUGCUCUGGCUGCAAAUCAUGUGUCCCAGCAUUAGAUAUUUUGUUCUGCUCAUAACAGGAAUACAACAUUAUAUCACCGAUGAUCUGUCUUCCGACGUGGUUUCAAAGUGGUGUCUGAGUUUGAGAUUUUUUUUUUUUUUUUAGACUUAGCCUAAGCACCUGCCAGUCUGAACAUCUGUGAAAGCUUUUGGUUUCUUUCACCACUAUCCAUGUAUUCAAAUACCUUUUGAAAGUGCCUUUAACUGCUUUUUUUGGAUGAAUGAGAAGCAAUGCUGCCCCGUGGGGACAAUGUUCUUUUAUCAGGUACUCUACUCUGCCAAAAUGAUUCUGUAUGUUGGCUGCCCCUCCUUAUUUCCACAAUACAUAAAUUUCUAUUUAUGACCAAAUUUAUUCAUAAUUUGAGUCCGGUUGAACAAAAUUGCUUUUUGAAGUUUCUAUAAUUUUUUAAGAUGUAUAUAUUUUGUGUCUGCUGUUUGAGGAUACAAUCCAUUGAUUGUUUUUGGGUGUAUAAAGAUUUUAAACUUUGUUUUAAAUUGCAGAGACUGUUUAUUUUUAUUUUUCUUGGCAAAGUCUAAGAAGGAUCAAAUUCUAGAAUACUGUCACAGUCUACACUGUCAUCACUCUCUCCAGCCAAAGUAGCAGCUCAGUGGAGUAUAUGCUAGUGAAUUAUUGCAAUACUUUUAAACUAUAUAUAUAUAUACACACACACACAAAUAUUUUGACAUGGUUGACAGACAUGAAAAGUGUUACGAUAUUUUGUGUCAUAGCUUCAUAACAUGAAGGUGUAACCUAAAUUGAUCAAAUGUGUUAUGAAGCCAUGUGACUCUCAUCAUGCAAAUAAAAGUUUUGUGUUGAA